AUGACUAAGAUGACUAAGGUUCAAAAUAUUACACAUGCAUUCUUCCUUAUCUGUUCAAUAACACUUAAUGUCUUAAUGAUUAAGUUGUUUUUUGGUGGUGGAUGGGAACAAAGAUGGACAAAAUUGGCCGUGGAAGAAGCCGAAACUGUUGCAUCUAUUUCUUGCUCAGGCCAUGGGAGGGCAUUCUUAGAUAGUUUAGGUGUUGAUGGUAAGCCCAUUUGUGAGUGUAAUGCUUGCUUUAACGGUCCAGAUUGCUCAGAGUUUAUUCCUGAUUGUGUGGUAGAUGCAGACAGUGGAGAUCCCAUGUUCUUGGAGCCCUUCUGGCUGAAGCAUUCAGCUAGCAGCGCUGUUGUGGUUCCGGGAUGGCAUCGUAUGAGCUACGAAUUCAAUGAUGGUUCUCUCGUCUCAGAAGAACUCAAAAUGCACAUCCGCAAACUGCAUGCUACUGUAGGAAAUGCGAACACAGAUGGAAGAUACAUGAUUUUUGGUGCUGGGGCAACCCAACUUCUUAAUGCAGCAGUGCUUGCCCUUUCCUCUCAUGAUGAUUCAUCUUCUCCUUCAAGGAUUGUAGCUUCAGUCCCAUUCUACCCAGUUUAUAAACAGCAAACGGAGUUUUUCCAAACUGAAGAUUACAAGUUCAAUGGAGAAACUUCAAGGUGGAAAGACCAUAUGGAUUACUCGAGUAACUAUAUUGAGUUUGUGACUUCGCCAAAUAAUCCUGACGGUCAAUUGAAGAAAGCAGUUCUUCAAGGGCCAUCAGUAAAGACGAUCCAUGAUCUUGCCUACUAUUGGCCUCAUUUUACAUCAAUUCCGUCUCCAGCUGACGAAGACCUCAUGAUAUUUACACUUUCUAAGCUUACCGGCCAUGCUGGUAGUAGAUUUGGGUGGGCACUUAUAAAGAAUGAGGCCAUAUACCAAAGAAUGCUAGCAUAUAUGAGUCUAAGUACAUAUGGUGUUCCUCGUGAAACUCAAUUACGAGUUUUGAAGCUUCUAAAAGUAGUCCUUGAAGGGAAAGGAAGGGAAAUGUUCGAAUUCGGAUAUGAAACAAUGAGAAAUCGGUGGAAAAAACUGAGCAAAAUUUUAUCUAUUUCAAAACGAUUUUCUCUCCAAGACCUUGAGUAUCAGAAUUGUUCCUUUUCCAAAACAAUCAGAGGCCCUUCUCCAGCAUUUGCUUGGCUGAAGUGCGAAAAAGAAGAAGAUAAAAAAUGUUUUGAUGUGCUCAAAACAGCCAAUAUCAUUGGCCGCGAAGGUAGCCUGUUUGGUGCAGAAAGCCGUUUCGUACGCCUAAGUCUUCUCCAGAGACAAGAUGGCUUCGAUUUAUUACUUAAGCGAAUGGAAAAUUUAGUGCUUGAAGAAAAUCAGAAAGGACAUUUUGAAGAAAAUGGAAGCAGAAUCAAUAAAUCAAUGAUAUUUGACGUUGGACACAGUUUGGAUCCUAGGCUUGGUGCUUAUUACACCGAUGAAUUAAUGGAUGCAAGCUACCUAUUCCUAACGAACCGAAACCCUUUAACCUUUAUGUAA
Molecule: messenger RNA, 1521 nt
Organism: Dovyalis caffra
Lineage: Eukaryota; Viridiplantae; Streptophyta; Magnoliopsida; Malpighiales; Salicaceae
Source: the annotation of a GenBank genome assembly